This is a messenger RNA of Cephus cinctus (wheat stem sawfly), 4159 nucleotides long. RefSeq names its product DNA-directed RNA polymerase II subunit RPB2 (gene RpII140). Gene Ontology annotation, biological process: DNA-templated transcription. Gene Ontology annotation, cellular component: RNA polymerase II, core complex. The record is from RefSeq and is a predicted model, not a curated record. Gene Ontology annotation, molecular function: DNA binding; ribonucleoside binding; DNA-directed RNA polymerase activity. The coding region runs from base 290 to 3817 and encodes 1175 amino acids. The transcript has 10 exons. Lineage: Eukaryota; Metazoa; Arthropoda; Insecta; Hymenoptera; Cephidae.
ACAGUUCAAUUAUAUCAGCAUAAAAACAAGAUCGUAGAAUUCGUGUAAUAAAAUACAGAGUAAAAUAUGCCUAGCCUCCUAACGGUGGUGUAGCAAAGCUAUGUCAGUGAUUCCCCACUUCUGCCCCUUAAUCUAGAAUAGUUUAUAAUAAUAACCAUAUACAUAUAAUAACAACAGUGAAUAACAGACAUUACCGGGUGAAAAGUGGUCGAGAGAGGUUAGAAAAGGUUGGGCAUUCGUUUAUAGUGUUUUGACGUUUGUAUAACGUUUAUUAUUCACCUAACCUAUCAUGUAUGCUCUCGAAGAUGAUCAAUAUGAUGAUGAAGAUGCAGAGGAAAUUUCAUCAAAAUUGUGGCAAGAGGCUUGUUGGAUCGUCAUUAAUGCCUAUUUUGAUGAGAAAGGUCUUGUACGACAACAGCUUGACAGUUUUGAUGAAUUUAUUGAAAUGUCAGUUCAAAGGAUUGUGGAAGAUUCACCACAAAUUGAUUUACAAGCAGAAGCUCAGCAUACAUCUGGAGAGAUAGAAAAUCCUGUGAGACAUUUGUUAAAAUUCGAGCAGAUCUAUUUAUCUAAGCCCACACAUUGGGAAAAAGAUGGUGCACCUUCACCUAUGAUGCCCAAUGAGGCCAGACUUAGGAAUUUAACAUAUUCUGCACCUUUGUAUGUAGAUAUCACAAAAACUAUAUUAAAAGAUGCAGAAGAUCCUAUUGAAACGCAGCAUCAAAAAACAUUUAUUGGGAAAAUUCCAAUUAUGUUACGAUCAAAAUAUUGUUUACUUGCUGGUUUAUCUGAUCGUGAUUUGACUGAAUUGAAUGAAUGUCCUCUUGAUCCUGGUGGCUAUUUUAUUAUUAAUGGCUCAGAAAAGGUUCUUAUUGCACAAGAAAAAAUGGCGACAAAUACAGUUUAUGUAUUCAGCAUGAAGGAUGGAAAAUAUGCAUACAAAGCUGAAAUCCGUUCAUGUUUAGAACACAGUUCAAGACCAACAUCCACGCUGUGGAUUAAUAUGAUGGCAAAGAGUGGUGCCAGUAUAAAGAAGUCAGCAAUCGGUCAACGUAUUAUUGCCAUUCUUCCAUACAUCAAACAAGAGAUCCCAAUCAUGAUUGUGUUUCGAGCUCUGGGAUUUGUAGCUGAUCGCGAUAUCCUCGAGCAUAUUAUCUACGAUUUCGAUGAUCCUGAAAUGAUGGAAAUGGUUAAGCCGUCUUUAGACGAAGCGUUCGUUAUUCAAGAGCAAAACGUUGCCCUAAAUUUCAUUGGUACUCGAGGUGCUCGACCUGGAGUAACAAAGGAGAAACGUAUAAAGUACGCGAGGGAAAUUUUGCAGAAAGAAAUGUUACCGCAUGUCGGAAUAAGUGAUUUCUGCGAAACAAAGAAGGCGUAUUUCCUCGGUUAUAUGGUGCACAGGCUGCUUUCAGCCUCCUUGGGCAGAAGAGAAUUGGAUGAUCGUGAUCAUUACGGAAACAAACGUUUAGAUCUCGCUGGUCCCUUAUUAGCAUUCUUAUUCAGGGGAUUAUUUAAGAAUUUAAUGAAGGAGGUUCGAAUGUAUGCACAGAAAUUUAUUGAUCGUGGGAAAGAUUUCAAUUUGGAGUUGGCCAUCAAGACCAAGAUUAUCACUGAUGGCUUAAGAUACUCUUUAGCUACUGGUAACUGGGGUGAUCAGAAAAAAGCUCAUCAAGCUAGAGCUGGUGUAUCUCAGGUAUUAAACAGGUUAACUUUCGCCUCCACGUUAUCUCACUUACGUCGUGUCAAUUCACCAAUUGGUCGUGAUGGAAAAUUGGCCAAGCCUCGUCAGCUGCACAACACUUUAUGGGGAAUGUUAUGUCCUGCCGAAACACCUGAAGGGGCUGCUGUAGGUCUUGUGAAAAAUCUUGCCCUUAUGGCGUACAUCAGUGUCGGUUCACAGCCUUCACCUAUAUUGGAAUUCUUAGAAGAAUGGUCCAUGGAGAAUUUAGAAGAAAUAGCACCAAGCGCGAUUGCUGACGCAACAAAGAUAUUCGUGAAUGGCUGCUGGGUUGGCAUCCAUAGAGAUCCUGAUCAAUUAAUGGCUACGCUUAGGAAACUACGAAGGCAGAUGGACAUCAUCGUUUCUGAAGUGUCGAUGAUUAGAGACAUCCGUGACAGGGAAAUCAGGAUAUACACUGAUGCUGGAAGAAUCAGUAGGCCCUUAUUAAUUGUAGAGAAUCAGAAGUUACUUCUCAAGAAACGACACAUAGACAUGCUCAAGGAAAGAGACUACAAUAAUGAUGGCUGGCAAGAGUUGGUAGGCAGUGGGGUGGUCGAAUAUAUUGAUACUUUAGAAGAAGAGACUGUCAUGAUCGCUAUGUCUCCCGAAGAUCUAAGACAAGAGAAAGAAUAUGCUUACUGUACUACAUACACCCACUGUGAGAUUCAUCCUGCUAUGAUUUUGGGAGUCUGCGCUUCUAUCAUUCCAUUCCCUGAUCACAAUCAGAGUCCUAGGAAUACAUACCAGAGUGCUAUGGGUAAACAAGCUAUGGGCGUUUACAUUACGAACUUUCACGUACGGAUGGACACUUUAGCUCACGUUUUAUAUUAUCCUCACAAACCACUGGUUACCACCAGAUCAAUGGAGUAUCUUAGGUUCCGAGAAUUACCAGCUGGUAUAAACAGUAUUGUGGCCAUUUUAUGUUAUACCGGAUAUAAUCAGGAGGACAGUGUCAUUCUAAAUGCCAGUGCCGUUGAGAGAGGUUUCUUCAGAUCUGUAUUUUACCGUUCUUACAAAGAUUCUGAGUCAAAGAAAAUUGGAGAUCAGGAAGAGCAAUUCGAGAAGCCAACAAGACAAACAUGUCAGGGAAUGCGUAAUGCCAUUUACGAUAAAUUGGAUGACGAUGGAAUAAUCGCUCCUGGAAUUCGUGUAUCUGGAGAUGACGUAGUGAUUGGAAAGACUAUUACUCUUCCGGAAACUGAUGACGAAUUGGACAGUACAACGAAACGAUUCACCAAACGAGAUGCCUCCACGUUUUUGCGUAACAGCGAAACUGGCAUUGUCGAUCAAGUUAUGUUAACGUUGAAUAGCGAAGGAUACAAGUUUUGCAAAAUUCGCGUGCGCAGUGUUCGCAUACCACAAAUUGGCGACAAAUUUGCUUCGCGACAUGGACAAAAGGGUACUUGUGGUAUACAAUACAGACAAGAAGACAUGCCAUUUUCUUGUGAAGGUCUUACACCCGAUAUUAUUAUUAAUCCUCAUGCUAUUCCAUCUCGUAUGACAAUCGGUCACUUGAUCGAAUGCAUUCAAGGAAAAGUUUCAGCCAACAAAGGGGAAAUUGGUGAUGCGACUCCCUUCAAUGAUGCUGUCAACGUGCAAAAGAUUUCAACACUUUUACAAGAGUAUGGCUAUCAGUUAAGAGGAAACGAGGUUAUGUACAAUGGUCAUACUGGACGUAAGAUUAAUGCUCAAGUUUUCUUGGGACCAACUUAUUAUCAACGUUUGAAGCAUAUGGUGGACGAUAAAAUUCACAGUAGAGCUCGUGGACCUGUGCAAAUUUUAGUAAGACAACCUAUGGAGGGUAGGGCAAGAGAUGGAGGUUUACGUUUUGGCGAGAUGGAACGCGACUGUCAAAUCUCGCACGGAGCUGCUCAAUUCCUUAGGGAAAGACUGUUCGAGGUUUCUGAUCCUUAUAGAAUUCACAUUUGUAAUUUUUGCGGGCUUAUAGCUAUUGCAAAUUUAAGAAAUAACACAUUUGAAUGUAAAGGUUGUAAGAACAAAACACAAAUCUCGCAAAUUAGGUUACCGUAUGCAGCAAAACUGCUGUUCCAAGAAUUAAUGGCAAUGAAUAUUGCACCGCGACUCAUGGUAACAUAAGAAUCCACUCUUUCGGUAAAACUAACGUUUUAUAAAGAUAAUUUUGAGUAAAAACGUGCACGAAUUACAUGGCGAUAUUAGAUUCAUGUCGACUAUUUAAACGCAGAAGGUGAUCUUAAUGAAGAUAGAAUUCCUAAAUGAUACGAUAUUAUGUGAUUAUAAUAUUUCUACCCAUUAAUAUAGUAUCUGAUAAUUUUACUCUAUGGGAAUUCUCAGUAUUGUCCAGUCGUAUCUUACCGGUUUGUGAAUUUCACUAUGUCAUGGAUUCCUCUGCGGUUGAAUAUAAUUGUAUAAGCUUAGACGUACUUAUUUUCAAAAAAAAUAAAAAAAACUAUUAUUAAC